Molecule: messenger RNA, 1771 nt
Organism: Drosophila miranda
Lineage: Eukaryota; Metazoa; Arthropoda; Insecta; Diptera; Drosophilidae
Gene: Cyp6t1
Product: probable cytochrome P450 6t1
Exons: 2
Coding region: 129-1730 (533 amino acids)
Biological process (GO): response to DDT; insecticide catabolic process
Molecular function (GO): heme binding; oxidoreductase activity, acting on paired donors, with incorporation or reduction of molecular oxygen; iron ion binding
Source: RefSeq, a predicted model, not a curated record
CGUUAUCGUAAUCGGCCUUUUGUUGAUAGCAGCGGCUGGUGCUGCUAUCAAAUCAGCUGAAAUAAAGCUCCGUUCACUUUAGCGGGCGAACACGACCGCAGUUCUGUUCAGCCGUUCCUCACGUCAUCAUGAUACUCGUGAUUGGUGUAUUGUUAAUUGCAGCGGCUGUUGCUGCUAUUGGAUUACUAUUUUUUGUGGUUUUUCCAUUGGUGCUUGCUGCUGGUCUGAUCGUCUUCGGGAUCAUUUGGUUGUGGCAGCGUCAUCACUUCUGUCACUGGCUGCGUCUUGGUGUUCCAUACAUUCGGGCCACACCCUUUGUGGGGAAUGUCUGGAAAUUACUGCGCGGUAGCUGCUGCUUCGGUGAUCAGUUUCGACAGCUGUAUGAGAGCAAAGAAGCUGCUGGCCACGCCUAUGUGGGAAUACACGUGCUGCACAACCAUGCCUUGCUGCUGCGCGACCCGGCUCUGAUAAAGCGAAUUCUGGUUGAGGACUUUUCCCAGUUCUCGAGCCGUUUCGAGACCACAGACCCUAUUGGGGACACGAUGGGGGCCCAAAAUCUGUUCUUCUCCAAGCACGAGACUUGGCGGGAGACGCACAAGAUCUUUGCGCCCUUCUUUGCGGUGAGUAAGGUGCGUCAGAUGUACGGUUUGCUGGAGCACAUUGGCCAACAACUGGAGGAUCACAUGCAGGAUCAGCUGAAUGGGAAAUCUGAAAUAGAACUGGAAGUAAAGCAGCUGUGUGCUCUCUUCACCACGGACAUCAUAGCCUCGCUGGCCUUUGGUCUGGAGGCGCACAGUCUGCAAAAGCCCGACGCAGAGUUUCGCCGAAUGUGCGUCGAGGUCAACGAUCCGCGGCCCAAGCGCCUGCUACAUCUGUUUACAAUGUUCUUCUUCCCGCGUUUAUCGCGAAUGGUUCGUACACAUCUAUACUCCGAUGAGUACGAGCGCUUCAUGCGCCAGUCAAUGGACUUUGUACUGGCCCAACGCGAGAAGAGUGGGGAAAAACGUCACGAUUUGAUUGACAUAUUUCUGCAGUUGAAGCGCACCGAGCCGCCGACGAGCAUAAUUCAUCGCCCCGACUUCUUUGUCGCACAGGCUUCGUUUCUGCUACUGGCUGGCUUCGAUACCUCCUCAUCGACGAUCACCUUUGCCCUGUACGAGCUAGCCAAGGCGCCAGCGAUUCAGAAACGACUGAGGGACGAGCUCAGUGAUGCGCUUAGGAUAAACCGGCAUCAGCCGCUGAACUUCGAUUCGGUGAAUGGUUUGUCCUACCUUCGACAGGUGGUAGACGAAGUACUGAGGCUGUAUCCUCCCACUGCAUUCUUGGAUCGUUGCUGCAAUGACGAAAAUGGUUAUGAUCUGUCUGCUUGGAACUGUGGUAGAGCUUUAAAGUUACCUGCAGGCGCACCUGUGUACAUCUCAGUGCUGGGACUCCAUCGGGAUCCACUGCACUGGCCAAAUCCGAACCAAUUCGAUCCGGAACACUUCUCGCCGGAGCAACGCGAGCAGCACCAUCCAAUGACGUAUUUGCCCUUUGGUGCCGGUCCCAGGGGCUGCAUUGGCACCCUCCUGGGGCAGCUGGAGAUCAAAGUGGGACUCCUGCACAUCCUCAAGAACUUUCGGGUGGAGCUGUGCGAGAGGACACUGCCGGAGAUGGUGUUCGAUCCAAAGGCUUUCGUCCUAACUGCAAAGGGGGGAACCUACCUCCGCUUUGUAAAGGAUACUCUUUGAAUUGAAUGAAUAUAUAUCGUUUUAGUACAUUUUUCACUAUA